Messenger RNA from Penaeus vannamei (Pacific white shrimp), 429 nucleotides. The record is from RefSeq and is a predicted model, not a curated record. NCBI's taxonomy places the organism in Eukaryota, Metazoa, Arthropoda, Malacostraca, Decapoda, Penaeidae.
CCGUACUCGUUCUGUACCUGUUCCAUCCGUUAGGAAAAAACAACGUAUUUUAAGCCAUGACUUGGUCUCAAAAACGUUUUCUCUUCGAGUUUCGCCAAACCACCACAUCUCCACACUCGCCAUGUCUCCAUCACUGCCUAAUCUCGAUCAUUUAUCAACGAGGACGCCCUCCAAGCAGCUGGCAGACGUCUUGGAGGAGGCACUGCAGAAGGAGGGAGGUGUCCUGCACGGGGCGUCCUUGUUGCGAGCGAAACCAAGUGCGUGGUAUGUUCUCCUGAAGGCCCCUUUCGCUGACGCUAAAACGAUGCUGUUGAACGCCGAAAAACAAAGCUUUAUUGUCCACAUAUGCUGCACGAAACGAAAAUCUCCUUAUGUGAGUAAAAAAAGGAAUGCUCAUAUGGACAAGCUGAGAAAUGUCUGUUUCAAAAG